Spizellomyces punctatus DAOM BR117 is the source of this 3926-nucleotide messenger RNA. RefSeq lists its product as uncharacterized. Gene Ontology annotation, molecular function: ATP hydrolysis activity; ATP binding. The transcript is spliced from 18 exons. Lineage: Eukaryota; Fungi; Chytridiomycota; Chytridiomycetes; Spizellomycetales; Spizellomycetaceae. The coding region runs from base 58 to 3771 and encodes 1237 amino acids. The record is from RefSeq and is a predicted model, not a curated record.
GUCGUCGUCUUGCUAUUACUUCCUAUACUAGUAUUCUGCGGUCAGCACGUAUCCACCAUGGACCUAGAUGUGGAUGAUAUUGACCUUUGGGAAGCGGAGCAUGGUGAUGAAUUGCAGGCAUUCGCGGAAAUGGAGUCCGCGACGGCGGGUUUGCAGGAUGCUCAAGACAUUUUUCAAAGCCGACCACACCGACCCACAAACCGCCAGCACAGUAUGUUUAACGCUGACGCUAGAAACCGAAUACAAGACCAACAAGCCGAUUCCAGUCGUCCAAAUCCAUUUUCGUCCUCUCCGCCCCCGUUUUCAUCCCCUAGCGUCGGUCGACCCCUACCCACAUCCAGCAACUACCACACUCUACAGCGAAAGCUAAAAAACGCAUCAUCUCCUUUGCAAUCUCUCCGACCCGGUCCUGCCCUUUACGCGACCGAUACACAAGUAACAGGAUUCAGUUUUGGCGAAAGCUUGGAUGAAUCGAGCUUUGGUGGCAUGGUGGGGAUGCCAGAAUCUUCACCGGCAAAGAGAUCUACAGUCGUCGAAAGUGGAAUGAUGGAUUUGGGUUUUGGCGAUGAUGAUGAAAAUGGGAUCGUAAUGCGUGAAGAUGCAUUGACGGGCGGACAAAAGAAGCUUAUGCCGAGAGAGCGAAAUACAUCUGGAGAUUUGGGAUUUGGAUGGGGAGACGAGGACUCAUCAGAUGGGGAGAUUGAUGGCCUGGCUGCGAGCAAGAGUCCUACCUUGACCUCAACCUUUGGCAAUAACCAGCUAGGAAAUGAUUCCGAUGCGCUGCAAACCACAAACUCUAUAUCCGCACAUGAAGAAAAUGUGCGCCGAGCAUUGAUCGGUGAUAUAUUUGGAAAACGCUCCAUGCUUGGGCAGAGUUUGGAAAGCAGAAAGAGGCCGCUGGAAGGGCAGGAUGAACAGCUACCCAGCAAACGUUCUGUGAUAGACCGUGCAUUCGGUGGAGAUGUUCCCGGUGAUAGGGAUAAGGCGCGAAGCGCCUUGGAAGAAAAGCGGGCGGGCAAGCGUCCGCUAGAAGCUAGGGAGAACGAUUCCUCUGAUGCGUUCUGGUCGAGGCUGCGGGAAGACCGGAAUGAUGAAUCAAAUCGUGUCGGGGAUACUUGCACCCACCGGCGACCCAUGUUUGCGGAGAAUGAUGAUGGUGAUGGACCGCUCCAGUACCCUGAUUCGGAUUCAGAUACGGAACUAUCUUCCAAUCCUCCUUCGCGGAGUCAUCUGCAACCAAACAACCAGAGUAAAGCCUUGCCACCAAUUGUUGAAAGACCGGAAGGAAGCACAUUACCCAACAUCGAACACCAGCGCCCAAAUGCAUCCAAAAAGUCCACUCGUUCAUCACUCACUCUCAUCCCUCGAAACUACGCCGUCCUCCCUGCCGAUACUAACCGCUUCCGUGUCGCCACGACAUCUACCGGCAAACGUCUCUAUUUUCCUCUCAAACGAAAGCAACCCUUAACCACCGCCGCUAUCGAUACCCGUGGCAACAAACCGCAAUUACUGGAAUCCUCCAUUUACAAAAUGAUGGAAGAGCUCGACGCCCAGCGGACAAGAGCCGCACAAGAGGAGUCCGCAAAGGCGUAUUUGAGGGAAGAAUAUAUGAAAAUGGGAGAAUCACCCCCAGAUUUUGAUCAUGAAGUUGAAGAGGUUGAAGGAGAUAAGGCAGGCAUUACGGUAACGGGGGAGGGGAAGAAAGGGAAGGCCAAGUUAUGGGUGGACAAGUAUGCACCGAGGAUGUAUGUCGAUCUUGUUGGGGAUGAGAGGAUCAACCGAGAGGUUCUCACUUGGGUGAAAGAAUGGGACUAUUGUGUAUUCAAGAAGCAUAGUAAACGCGCCAGUGCCAAAGGUACGGAGAAAGUGGAGCAAAUCCACAGCAAGGAUCAUUUCCACCGACCAGAUAAGAAGGUUCUUUUGUUGACUGGUCCGCCUGGACUUGGCAAAACCACGCUAGCGCACGUAAUCGCACGGCAUGCAGGUUACAGAGUUGUAGAGAUCAAUGCUAGUGAUGACCGCACCGGUGAUUCCAUCAAACAGCGUCUGGUCGGCGCCCUAGAGACCCAGUCUGUACUAGGAUCCCGUAAGCCCUGUCUAGUGCUGAUUGAUGAGAUUGAUGGUGCGAGUGCUUCAGGGCAGGGUGACCAAAAUUUCAUCAAGCUAUUGACAGAGUUUAUCCUUGGGGAGACUCCAAGUACUAAAAAGGAUGACGCUACGCAAGCGGCUUCGGGUACGAAUUCCAAAAAACCAACCAAACGCCGCGCUUUAAUUCGCCCUAUUAUCUGCAUUUGCAACGAUCCCUAUGCUCCUGUCCUACGACCCCUCCGUCAUCUUGCUCAUAUCGUCAACUUUCGCACACCACCAGUCAAAACCCUCGCCAAACGGCUCCAUGAAAUUUGCCGAUGGGAAAAUCUUCAAACGGAUCUGCGCACGCUAACCGCUCUGUGCGAACUAACUGACGGGGACAUUCGAUCCUGUCUUCAUACGCUACAGUUUCUGAAAAGACGAUGUAAGAUUUUAACGGUGGACGCUUUGGCAAAGUUGGAUAUUGGGAAUAAGGACAUGGGGAAAGGGUUGUGGGUUGUGUGGGAGGAGAUGUUUCGGGUUGGAAUAAAGAAAGGUGGCAGUGUGAGGGGGAAUAUGAAAGGAGCUGCUGAAGAGACGGGCCGGUACAUUCCUCGGCUCCACUCCAUCAUCACCUCCAAUGGAGAGUACGAAAAGAUCAUGCAAGGUUGUUUUGAAAACUACCUCCGCACAAAGAUCUUCGAUACUGUCUCCAGCACAGUAACCGUUACCGGAGGUUUACCCCAGACCAAAAUCGAACAAGCUCUCGAUUGGCUAGCAUUUUACGACCGAAUACAGUAUACCGCGCACGCCAAACAUAUCAUGGAAGUGGGUGGUUACCUACCAUACGCCAUUAUCAAUUUCCAUCGAUUCUUUGCAAGUGCCAAGAGAUUGAGACUAGAAUACCCUCGGGCAGAGGUUGCGACAGCGCUAGCGAAACAGUCCAACCAGAACAUAUUGAUCAACCUUCAGACUGGCAUGCCGCCCAUUGCCCGAAGAACAUGGAACCGUGUUGCAGUGAUCAUGGUAGAACUUGUUUCGUACCUGCUGAGAAUAUUAUCACCAGAAAUGAGGCCUGUGAAUAUUCAACUCUUAAAACCUUCCGAACGGCAAGACCUUAUCAGACUUGUUGAUGUGAUGGUCGGUUUGGGAAUCAGAUUUCGACAGCAGAAGGGCGAGGAUGGGUAUUAUGGAUUUCUUCUGGAUCCUCCCAUUGAUGUCCUCCUCAAAUCACUGACAGCUGGAUUAGGACGCUCGGUCUUGGCGGCUGUGCUCUCCGCUAAGCGGGUUCUAGGGGCUCCGUAUGCUGUCAAGCAGAUGGUUGCACUGGAGGUCGAUCGUGAAAUAUUGCGACGUGCGGAAGCUGCUGCUUUGGAGCGGGUCACGGCCAAGCGCGGUGCGCAAGGCGACACUGAAGGAGCCACAAAGGAAAAACCACCAAAGAGUAAACCGCCGAAACCAAAGACUUUCCAAGAAUAUGCAAUACAGCCACUCGAAGAUCGAAAGCCGGCUCGAGACUUUUUCGGUCGAUUGAUUAUCAUCGACGAGGCCACGAAUGACGGUGAGAACACCAUCCAAGGGCAAAAAGGGAAUGUUGGAUCAGCAUCCAAAGAGGCGCAAAUGAAGGCAAAAGUCCGGUUCUCUUACAACGAAGGGUUUUCUAACGCCGUCCGGAAACCUGUGUACAUAAAAGACCUUUUGUAAUGUGGAUAGAAUAUAGAACUGAGCGUAAACGUUUGCAUGAUGACAUUUAAAAUACACUUGCGGUGUUCAUUUAUUGAGAUAUCGGCAUAAACGGGAUGUUUCUAUUAUCGUAUGUCGCCCUUGCCAGAAGACAAUACUCUUUUAAGUAGACUUUU